AUGUCCGCGCACAGCCUGCUCAACAGCGUCUUCUCCUGCUCUUCCUCGGCCGCCGGCAGCGCCUCGCCCCCCUCCUCCAGAGGCUUCUCCAAGCGGCGGCUCCGCCAGACCCGCAGCCUGGACCCGGCCAUCAUCGGGCAGUCCGGCAGGGAAGAGGCGGCGGCGGAGACUUCAGCCCGCGCUCCCCGGGCCCGGGCAGCGAACAGCCCCUCGGCGGAACACUUGGCCGUCUCCUCCUCGCGCGCUCUGCUGCGCCCGGCCGGCGGGGGGCCACCUCUGGGCGCCUGCUCGCUGUCCACGCCCAGCACCCCGCUGGAGAAGUCCCCGUCGGGCAGCUUCCACUUCGACUACGAGAGCCCGCGCGGGAAGCGGCACACGGCGUGGGAGCUGCCCUUCCUGGCGCGCGCGCCCUCCGCCUCGGCCCUCAGCAGCGCCCCCGGGGCCGGUGGCGGCGGCGCGAACAGCAUCUUCUUUUCGCCCCGCAAGUGGCUCCAGCAGAGGAAGGGCCAGCAGCUGGCCAGCAGCCCCAACCGCGCCUACGUCGUCUGGAAAACCGAGGGUGACUUCACUUGGAACAGCAUGUCAGGACGCAGUGUCCGUCUGAAGACUGUUCCUGUUCAAAGCCUUUCAGAAUUGGAACGUGCCCGGCUACAGGAAGUGGCAUUUUAUCAGUUGCAGCAGGACUGUGACUUAGGAUGUCAGAUAACUAUUCCUAAAGAUGGACAAAAGAGGAAGAAAUCGUUACGAAAGAAACUGGACUCCCUUGGAAAGGAGAAAAACAAAGAUAAAGAAUUUGUACCACAAGCUUUUGGAAUGCCAUUAUCACAAGUAAUAGCCAAUGAUCGGGCCUACAAACUGAAGCAGGAUACUCAAAAAGAAGAGCAGAAGGAAGUUUCAGAGUUUGUAGCUUCCCUUUUGCCAUUUGGAAAUAAGAGGCAGAACAAAGAACUCUCAAGCAGUAACUCAUCUCUUAGCUCCACCUCGGAAACGCCAAAUGAAUCUACUUCACCUAACACACCAGAGCCAGCCCCACGAGCAAGAAGGAGGGGCGCAAUGUCUGUCGACUCUAUUACGGAUCUUGAUGACAGUCAGUCUCGACUUCUGGAAGCUCUACAGCUGUCAUUGCCUGCUGAAACUCAAAGCAAGAAAGAAAAGGCCAGAGACAAGAAACUAAGUCUCAACCCAAUUUACAGACAGGGAGUUCACCUGGGAUUACAGAACAGUCUGCAAACAGUGGGAAUAUUCAGAGUUGGAAGCUCAAAAAAAAGAGUAAGGCAGUUACGUGAAGAAUUUGACCGUGGCGUAGAUGUCAUACUGGAUGAAGAACACAGCAUCCAUGAUGUGGCUGCUUUAUUAAAGGAAUUUCUUCGUGAUAUGCCUGAUCCACUGCUGACUAGAGAACUAUAUACUCCUUUCAUCAAUACUCUCUUAUUAGAGCCCCAUGAACAACUGAACACUCUACAACUUCUUAUGUAUCUUCUACCUCCUUGCAAUUGUGACACUUUGCAUAGACUCCUCCAGUUCCUUGCCACUGUGGCUAGCCAUGCAGACAACAGAAUAGAUCAAGACAGCCAGGAGAUUCCUGGCAAUAAGAUGACAUCCCUUAACCUAGCCACUAUAUUUGGACCUAAUUUGUUGCACAAGCAGAAGACUACAGAUAAAGAAUUCACAGUUCAAAGCAGUGCUCGGGCUGAGGAGAGUACGGCGAUCAUUGCUGUGGUACAAAAGAUGAUAGAAAACUAUGAAAUGCUUUUCAUGGUCCCUGCUGACCUUCAAAAUGAAGUUUUAAUUAGCUUGCUUGAGACGGACCCAGAUGUGGUAGACUAUUUGCUGAGAAGGAAAGCUUCACAGUCCUCAAACCCUGAAAUGCUCCAGUCAGAAGGUCUAUUCUCCAUGGGAGGCAGACAUUCAUCCACAGAUUCAAAUAGAGCCUCAAGUGGUGAUGUCUCGCCUUAUGACAAUAAUUCCCCAGUACUCUCUGAACGCUCUCUGUUGGCAAUGCAAGAAGAUACAGCCCUCGGUUCUGAGCGGUUAUUCAAAGUACCUGAGCAGUGUAUGUUGGUCAGUAAUUCGCAGCCAAAAUCAAGAGAGAAUUCACCUGGAUCCUGGCUUGGGAAAGGAAACUUAUCACUGCCUUCACCUCAGUGGCCUGAGAGCACCACAGAAUUGGACAACACAAAGCAAAUCAUCCGAAGGAGUCAUACAACUGCUGCCCUUCCUGAAUGUCAUUCUCAUCCACCUCUCUCCCGGGUUUGUAGUACACCACAAAUAGAAGGUGGCAGAAAGAGUUCCUGCCAGUCAAACUCAGAGCGGCAUUUUUCUACUAGUAGCACAGAGCACUUUGUAGAGUGUGAUUCAGAUGCAACUUGCCUGCACAGCACAGCAAAAACAUGGUGCCAAAGGCCAGGUGAAAUAAUUAGAAAAGACAGGCCUCCACCACCACCUUAUCCUGAAACAGCAAAGCAAAGCUCUGCCUUGUCUCUCUGGCCAGCAGUCUCUUCAGCAGAGCAUCCAUCAUGGAGGCUUCAAAGGCCAGAAAUCCAUUCAGGGACUGUAGGGGAAGGAAAAGCAGUGACUGAAGUGCCUGAACAAUGUGCCCUGUUGGAAGAGCAGCAGCAGGACAACACAGGAACCAAGACUUCCAGUCUGGACAGCAAGCUGAACAGUAAAUUUUUGACAGAGCCAGACUGGCAUGACUGGCAGAGGGAUCGAUGGCAAAUUUGGGAGAUUUUAUCAACUGAUAAUCCAGAUGCCCUCCCUGAAACAUUAGUAUGAGUUGAGAUAUCAACACAGUCCUUGCUUUUCCCAGCUAGGGAAGGGAUGGUAAACAGAGGACUUGAUUCCAGCUCUGUUUUAUAUAGAGCAAAUGUCAUUUAAUUUUUUUAAGAAAGCUAUGUUCACUUUAUAUAAAUUUAAUAGCACUGUAAAGCAGUCCUCUCACAAAUAUGUUUUGUUCCUAGUUUUGUAGUCAUUGUAAGAGGGAAAAUAAGAUGACAAUUCCAGUCUUAGUCACUUUUAAAAUAAGCUUCAUGUACAAAAAAACGACAGCUUCUGUGUUGCCGAGAUGUAUUUAUGUAUCUGCAGUUCAGGUGAUUAGUAUUGCAAUGGUUUUGUACAAUAACAUCAUGUUCAUGUGCAGAAGAUAAAUAACGCUGACUGCUUUAAAAAAAUAUUUUAAUCACUGCACUUAGUUACACUACCACGAUAUGCAUUAAUGCCCAAUUAGAAAGUGCACAAGCUGGUUUCUGUGCUUUUAACUAACCUGAUUUGUGGAAGACAUAUAUUUUCACUGCCUGCAAGAAUCACCAAUGUGGAAUGAAGCCAUGAAAAGCCAUAUAUUUUAUAGUUGACAAGUUAGAGGGGAAGAGUAUCUAUGGAGUUAUUUUGCUAGUAAGCAAAAUUUUAAAUUUGUUGCAAUAUGACAAAAUGUGUGUGUGUGUGUAUGUGUGUGUAUUUAGAGUCUAUUAGAAAGCAUUCUCAUUUAACCCUUUAGAAGCCUUAACCAAAUACAAGCGGAACCAAAAAUUCUCUCUGCCAUUCCAUAUCACUGAAAUUUUAUAUGCACACUACAGUACAUCAUAUAUAUUUAUAAAUACAUGUUUUUAAAUCAAACUGGAAUCCAAAUAAAUGCCUAAAAUUAAGUAAGUUUUGUAACUUACGAUUAGACCUUUUCCCUCUUAUUAAAGCAACAAUGAUUUCAGUAUUAAGAAAAGCCUUUUAUAUGUCUGUGUUUAUUAGAUAAGUGUUUACAGAUCCCAUGUAUUGAUUCCAAAGUUAAUAUGACCAUUAUACAAAAGCUGUGCAAAGUGUUUCCUGUCCGUUACUGCUAUGCCUUACUUGUUACAUGAUGCUGUUAACACAAAUUGUAAUUAAACUGCAGAAAUAUUUAGGGUCAGCAGAUGGCAGUGUGGUGGUGUUUUUAAGUUUUUUUCCACUUGACAAGGGAAAGAUACUUAUGACAUGUUUAUAUUUUCACUAGUCCUAAUUUAAAAUGUUAAUGAAGUUAAAAGCUUCACGUGAUAUCUUUAGGUUCUAGCGUGUCAUAAUGAUAAAAAAGAAAGCCUUAUCAAAAUAUUUUUUCUGGAUUUUAUUGAUGGUAUUGCUACUAAUCUUUGAAUGUACUGUGCUUUUCUCUCUUCUAGCAGGUAAAAGCAACCUUGUUGACAUGUUUUAUGCAUCCAUAUGUUUUUAAGACCAGAGGCUUUCAAAGAUGUCCCCAAAUUCCUUAUGAGCAGGAGGAACAUGGAAGAAUUGCUCCUUCCUCUUUUUACUCAGUAUUUCAGUUGUUUUCAUAUCGACGGAAGAUUCCCUUUAUUCCCCUUUCAGGCUUUAAAAUCUAACAUUCCUUUAGGCCAUAUUUCUAAUUAUUAAUAUUUUGAUUGUGAUUAAUUUGUUAAAUAUUUACACCAUCGUGUAAAAAUUUAUUCCUUAUUUAAGAAAUAGAUUUAGUUAAAAAAAAUUUGUCAGAGUAAAAGUUAAUAAAGUCCAUGAACAUCUGAACAUAAAUGUAGCUUUUCUCCUCAAAAUGGUACAUAUUUCUGAAAGCAGUAGAUGACCAGGUGAUUUUACUCAAUUGGGCACUUACCAAAUAUUUUGAGUUGACUAGCAGUUUGUAAGGUAAGCUAGGCCAAAGUGUUCUAUUGACAUUGAAUAUGCAAAAUGCCAAAGGAAGGUCUUAGUUUUUGCAUCAUUUCAAUAUUUUCCUUUCCUGUAAGCCGGGGGCCAUGUUCACAGGCUAAACAAAUCAGAUAUCCUCAAGGUCAAAAUGUAAACUUUAAGAUUGUUCUAGCUAGUGCAUAUCAGAUUUUUUUUAGAAAAGCUUAGUGCACAAGUUAGUCAAGGUUGCUUUUUUAAACAAUCAGCCUGCUAUGCAUAAUAGACAGUUUUUAUUAACAAAUGUCCAAAGCAGAAAACAGCUGUUCAGAAUCCAUCACUGUAAAGGAGGAGACUUUUCUCUGAAAAUAUUUGUUUUAUACAUGCACAAUACAUGCUUUUGUUUAUAGGAGCCAGUGUAGUGUAGUGGUUAAGAGCAUCAGUUUGGUAUUUGUGUAAGCGUGUUGGAUAGCCUUGGACCAGCCAGACUCUCAUCCUAACCUACCUCACAGGGUUGUUGUGAGGAUAAAGUGGAAGAAAGAAGAAUGAUGUAAGCUUCCUUUGGGUCUCCAUUAAAGAGAAAGACAGGAUACAAAUAAAUAAUAAAAUAAUAAUAAAAUAAAAUAUUCUGUGUAGUAUUUAACAUGCAAGAAGUCAAGAUCAGACUAAUUCAUGAUCCUCCACCUCUUUAUGGUGUUGGUUAUACAUAAAGGCAGGAUCGUAAUAUCUGAGUAUCAGGUAAGCUGAGAAUCAGGUAAUUCAUGCUGAUAUUUAGUACUGGCUAAAAAAAAGUUUCAAUCAAUGUCUGUCUAGAUCCCAUAGUUAACACAAGUUCAUUGUGAAGGUAGUGACCAUAAAAUGUUUGUUAGUUUAUCAAAGGUGUCUUUUAUUUCAUUGAAAACAGUGGUGAUUCAGUCUAAGAAAUAAAGAUUUUUUACAAUAUA
Molecule: messenger RNA, 5537 nt
Organism: Sphaerodactylus townsendi
Lineage: Eukaryota; Metazoa; Chordata; Lepidosauria; Squamata; Sphaerodactylidae
Gene: ARHGAP6
Product: Rho GTPase activating protein 6
Exons: 12
Coding region: 1-2775 (924 amino acids)
Biological process (GO): signal transduction
Source: RefSeq, a predicted model, not a curated record